AUGGGCACAUGUAUACUGAUGGGAAAUCUGUCCGCAUUUAAAACGGACUUGCGUGACGAGUGGACGCUACAAGAAACCACCAGCCCCUCCACAGGUGAGUUAUACUCAUUUGUCAGAUUUGUCUUAUACGUGACAAACAAGUUGUUCUUACUCCUAACUGGACUUUUGCGAGUCUCCCGUAGCUUAGUGAUGAAAGAAUCUGAACUGGUUACCACAUGGUUCUAGGUUAGACCCCCUCCUAUUGAGAGAAUUCGGAUAUUUUUUAAAAUCGCCUGUGUUAUUGCGCAGCAAAAAACCUGUUGGAUUCUCUUUUUUAAAUCAAAUACGCUAAAACGGCACUAUACCAACCUCCGUUUGAUGGCUCUUCCUUUUUUGUUAAUUUUGCCCCGUAGCAGAGCACAGGCGCAAAACUAGAGCUUUGAAGACGAGGGAGGAGCUUCUCUGAAAUCUUGCUACUAACAUCAUUUCUUUCUAUUUCUUCACUAGACAAUUUGUUUGAGCAAGAGCGUGAACCAGUAAAUGCCAAAAUUUAUAUGCAUGGUGAUUUGGCAUGGACAGAUUUUAAGGUGAUGAUCUGUCGUUCUACCACUCCUGACAUGGUGAAAAUGAUCGCCAAGAUUCAGGAGUUUCUCGCGCAGCAACAUAGGAACAGCAUCCGGGCACUGUCCUCACUUCGUCCCCAGGCUCCACUCAUUGCGGGGGAUGUGAUGUCAUCUUUGUCGUACCCAGUCUCUGCGGGUUCUCAAGUUUCAGGCAAAGAAGAGAAUAAAGAUGGUUAGUAUUAUUUUAGUUAGUUUGAGCAAACAAUUAGGUCAUAUGCAACCUAGCCUGCGCCGUAGACGAAACUAAACUCUGGUUAGCCUGCAAGCAAGCUCAGUCUCUGGGGCGCUCUGGCGGCGAGGCGGGAAAAGAAGGAGAGCUUGCAUGUCUCUGAAAUUUGAAUUUCUGCAUCAAAAAAGUCGAUGGGAAAUGCUGAUUAGCGGAGAUGACAGUAAUGAGGUCAUUACCCUUAACACAUGUUUUUCAAUGUUUUGUUUACAUUCGCACCCGUUUCCGCUUCCCGAUGAUUGGCAGAAAUGUAGCAGCUCAGUCGACGGGGAGACACAUGGGAAUUGGAGGUGAAAUUCAAUUUCCACAAACGUAGUUGCAAGCUCUCCUUCCUUUUCCCGCCUCGCCGCUAGAGCGCCCCGGAGAGUUUGCUCGCAGGCUAAACUAUGGAUAAGACCUUCUGUGAGCCAUCGCCAAAAUCCUUGUUCUGGAUCCCCAGUUGAGUACGUGCCAUGGUUUGCUAGUUUUAAAAAGCCCCUUAAUGGCUAUGUAAUCAGGUUGAAGGGAAAUUUGAAACGCACGUCUGGUAAUUCGUUGAGUCCGUAGGGAGGGGGAGAACAAACAAGGACCUUGGUGCUGUACGACCCACAGUUAGAUGACGUUGCAUCACAGGCUAUGUGCGACCAUUUCUAGUGAAAGCUCGACAGUUGAAACCUCUUGUACUAGUUCAGAAAUUGUAAGUUAGAAAUUAUCGUUGAAUUCGUAGUUGUGUCAGACAUGUUUCCCUUUGAAAAAACUGUGCUCCGAAUCUACUUCUUACGCACUGCGUUGUGCAAUAUACUUCUUAUAGGACCAGUUGUGUGGUAAAAUAAGCGAAGUAAAUAAAAGAUAAAAUUCGACUGUCGGGCUAGUCUAGCGUUAUUUCUUAAAAUUACAAAGUACAAAUAAAAGGAAGUCUAAGUGAAUUUCAUCCACCUCUACCAGGUACGAUUUUGAUUUGCAGAAAAGGUAUAACUUUUUUAUUGCUGUUUGGUUUGGAUCUGCUAUUGGGGAUUUCUUAUUGAAAAAACUCUCUCGCUUGUUUGCAGGCCUGAAAUAUCAACACUGGGGAAAAGUACUGAACGCGGUCAGGGGGCUGAAACUGAGCGUCCUUAGCAACGCUCUGCCAGACAGGGGCGUGUUAUUGGGCGGUAGCCUGACUUUACACGGUAAAGGCUUUGCCCUGGCGUGCUUCCAUGGAGUCAACUUCCGCUCGCAGUCUUGGGUACUGUUCACACUUCAGAGACCUUACAUGACGUUUUCAAGCAAAGUAUGCUCGGUUGAGAAGAGCUGUCAAGUGAGACGGGUUAAAGCUGUACAGGAUCUAUCGCUUAAGCUCGGACAUGGCACUGGUGAUCCGCUCAGUGGAAGACUGUCGCCUUCUUCAGGUGAUAUAUUAAACCUGCCUGCCUUUGUUGAGAUUUAGCGGCGUGUUAACGGCCAACAUCACGCGACUAUUAAUUUUACUCGUGUUAUCUAUUGCAUUUGUCGAUCAAUUUAGGGUUCUGGGAAACUGCCCACCUACCCCUCCCCUAAUCCAAAAUUUUGCCUUAAGUGAGAAGUAAGUGUUAAUGUUGACUUAGGGAGGGGUAGGUGGGCAGUUUCCCAGAAACCUAAAUUGAGCCGCAUUUGUUGCUGGUCUGAUGCCGGUUUCAUCGUUAGAAUGAGUUUUACUUUUUCUUGAACCAAACAAAAAGAUUAUUUUAAUCAUUGUUUUCGGAGUUUUACGAUUUCCAACGUAUAAUUGAUACAUAAUCUCUGUAUUGUCGUUACACCGCGAAGAAUGUCACUUAUUGCUCGAGAUGAGUACGUAUGACGAGGUAAACAGUUAAGGCCGUUAUUAUUCGAAGCGUUUUUUGAACUUACCAUUAUUGAUUUAGUUCUGAAAAAAUACUUAUAUUCUAAGUACGCAGAUUGCACCACUUCAAUUUUAUCCCCUUUGUACAUUUCUUACUACCGUAUGUAUUCGAAUAAACUUUCAACCUCGAAUUAGCGCCCACCUUGAAUAAGCGCUCAUCCUAAAGGCAGAAUAAGUUAAUAAGCGCUCAGCCUCGAAUAAGCGCCCACCCCACCCCACCCCCUUUCCCCUUCCACCCCACCCAAAAUUGAAUAAAUACUAUCAAGAGACUUCCACAAAGACGGAGUUUUCUUCAGAGUAUUUUACACAAACCUUGCUUUGUUCCAUCUUCGAGAUUUGUUAUUACCAUUUAUUGUUUUGUUGCAAAAUAAACAUACUACACUUGCUGAAAAUGUUGAAAAUUUAAUAAGCGCCCAGCCUCGAAUAAGCGCCAACCUCGAACAAGCGCCCACUCAAGGUCCAAAAAUGUAAUAAGCGCCCAGGGCGGUUAAUCGGAUAAAUACGGUAACUUUUGUUUUUACUAUAUCAUUUUUCACAGCACACGUUGGAACAGUCCAAAAAGUUGCUCGUGGCAGGAGGAGUCCCCCGUCGAUGGGCAGUACCGUACAGGAUUGGCUAAAUUAUGUCUGUGCGACCGGGGGGGACAUCAGUCCCACUGAAGGCUCCGCUCCUGUCGCUUUCGAUAAACCUCGCUCAGAAAGCUUAGGAGGCGGCAAAACUCCAUCUAAGGAAAGAAGAUCUAGUUACUCUGGUGGUCUCCGAUAUGAACACGAAACAGAGGCGAUAUUCGCCAUUCCCAAGCUUGAAGUCGAAUUCCGGUCUGAACAUGACAUGCCAAUGACCUCUAUUGCUUCCAAAUGGGUUCGAAAGCAAAAGAGGUAAGAUUACCCUGAAAACUCCGAACAAAAAACUUACCUAUCCCAAAUACACUUUUUAGAACACAGAUUGAAAUUGUGCAGUGCUGAAUUAAAGAUGAGGAGGGUAAAUUAGAUUGUUUACACCUUUUGAUACUACCUUACAUAUGUCAUAACUGCAUCUACAAGCACUUCUCUUUUGUCACCAGCCUGAAACAGGAAAUUUCCUGGUGUUUUAUCUGGUUAUUGACUGCACGUUGUUUUGCGUUAUCAGUGCGCCUUCCGUCACGUUACUGCCAAUGACACCAGCUAGUCCACAUGUAGUGGAGACGAGCCUGAAUUCAACCUUUGACGAUGGGCUUUGUGUGACAGUGGAUGUUGGACUUUUGUUUUUCUUACACGAUGUGGUGCAGACAUACAUCAGAGAGAACGAGACAUCACCUUCAGGUAAGUGAAGAAAAGUCGAUAACGCAUCCCUUUUAUGUUGCGACCCCCGCAGUUCAGCCGUAACAUGUUGUACUUUGCCGAAUUCUUUGCUGUAGGUACUGUGUCAACAUCUACAGUUGUUUGUUUAAGGCUAGGUAAAUAAAAAAAAUUGCAAACGGCUUGAGUUACAACCAGUUUAGCAAGUAAUUGAGACACUGUACCUUAUUUUAUAUGAUCUUGUGCUUGUGAUCCCCCUCCACCUCUUACCAAAGUUGCUAGCAGCAGAAGACCAUGCUCAAAAACGUCCAGGAACAACUUUUAAAGGAGGGGAGGAAAGUGUUCAGUAUUAUAUCUCACAGACCUGUGACGAGCAGCGAUUUGAAGCAAGAAAGGUCGGUUUUUCGUCGGAGUGUCUCAACUUUUCUGCAACUGUUUAUAGCUCAGUGGGAAACUGCUUUGCUUCUAACACUACUCACAAACUUAAAACUUUUCCUUUACGUCUUAGCUCCUUAAUGUCAGAAUUUGACACAUGUUCAAUAAUCGUCUACACUUGAUCUCAAACAGUUUGCGAUUACAUUUCCACGCCGCCUUUCUACCCACAGCUGCCUUUGCCAUUCAGUCAUCCUUGACAACCUAGCUUACAGUAAAAAUAAACAGUUUCUCUUUACUUGCAAAUCACAGGAAUCAACGUAUUAUACAACUCCACCAGCGUAGUGUAUUCGGUCGAAAUAUCAAGAGCUUUUUGCGACUCAGUGUUUGUGCAAAGUCGUGCAUGUAAGGACCUAGGUCAAUAGGUAGGGUUAAUUAGUGAGGUGUAAAUGAAGAUGUUUUAAGACUUUGUGCAUUGCCAAUAGCCCAUGUUCGAUGUAUUAAAAUUCUUACAUGAAUCUGAGGAUUGCAAAUUUUUCAAGACUCCAUUGUCUCGCAAUUCCCAAAAGAGACUUGAGCACAAAGAAAAUCAAACCAAAUAUAGAAAAAUGACCAGAAACCCUGGGAGUCAUGUUAGAAUUUUAACAUAUCGAACGUGGGCUAUUUCGGUUAAUAUUAGGUUGUGUAUUUGGAAUCUUUUACUAGGUUCCAUUCCUCGCGGCAUGUCACCCCCGACACGGGUUCGUAAGGAGCGCAUGUCAGAGAAAGAAGACAGAGAAAAGGCCCCUAAACCGGAAGCUAAGAGGAUACGUCAGUUCCGCAGCAAGCACUGGAAGCUUGAGCCGCGAGUUCGUUUCUUGUCUUGGGCGGGAAAAAAUAUGGACCCUGUUAACAUUGACUGGGUUCUUCAGAAGCUGGGCUUCUCGCAUGCGCAGUUAACUAUUCCUAAGUGGGCUCAAAGAGGCGCAAUGGAUCCAAUGGAUACAUUCUUAUCAGUGCUGGUUGACAGACUUUUGGCGGGAAUGCAAGAAAGUUCGAGUUACCUAGGCGACGAGGAAUAGGCGGAAUAAAAGCUCAGGUAUUAAGGAGCAAAUGUCAGACGUUUUGACGCAUUUUUGCAAAACAAAGAUCGACAACUGCGAGGCAAGCAGCAACCAUUUUGGCAUAACGUGGUAUGAUAGAAAUGCGAGACAAUGAAAUGGUUCAGGAGGAUAAAUUAGUGUACUUGUUAUCCAAUUUCACUCCUGCUGUAACAUUUUAAUUGUGUAUUUUGAAUUUUUCGUGUUUUUUUUUGGCAAUUUAUUCCUAUUUUCCUUCUACGAAUCCGCUAAGAAAAUAAUGCCAAUAAAAGGCGUAAACUGUGUUCCUCGUGAAUUGCGAGGCAUCAGAGGGUCAUUUGAUAUCCUCAUUAAGCUUACGCUUUUCUUCGUAUUUAGUUCUAAUUAACCCAGCUACACGUUUUAUUGGCUACACAUUACACAGGUCAAGCUUCACGUUUACGUCAAAUGGCAAACGUGAAAUUUGUACGUUUAAAUUUGUAAGUUUUCCUCUUACUUGUCGUUUACUGUUCAUUAUUUCCACACAUAAGUUAUUAAUUUCACGCAAUUUUGUAUCCAUACGAGUUGUUUUGAGCUGUUUCUAUUCAUUUUCUAUUUUGAGAAAUUCUCAUCUUGAAUCUGCCUUUUGCCGUAUACGCGAAGCGUUGUAGCUUUCAUCCCUUGAGCUGCAAGAACAUGGAAUCUACUUUGAGUGGGUAAAUGUAGCUGUCCCAGAAUAUAAUACUGUCUUGGAGUCCCUUAUAUGGGGCGACUCAAAAAGUUUGUUCUUUUUUGAAAUAUAGCUCUUACAUCAAUGGCUCGCGAAAACGUUCUGUAACCAUUCUACCUUACCCUCAAAUCAAGUUCAUUAUUAUUCUUUUUUACUAUUAAAUCAGCACGUGUUGCUUGGUCGACGCAAUUUAUACAGGCAAAUAAUUUCCAGUCGCGUAACCGUUACUACUAGCUUAGAUAAAAAUUGUACGCUUUAAUAACGAACAUCACACCCUUGGAAAUAAUGCCAGUUCUUUAAUUCGGUUUUGUCUUUAUAAUUAAGACGGGUAUUUUUCUGUAUAUUUAAUUUUUGUGAUUCCUUGAGAACUUUUAAUAACUUUCGAUGCAUGAAAGCGAUUUGAAGUUAGUAAGGUAAUUAAUGCAGCGAUUACGAUGCUAAGAAUGAAAUUAUAUGAAUAAGCUGUGAAUAUUGGUCUUUUAUUUAUAAGAACACUUUUAAAAUCUUUUGCCCUCUUUCAAACACAAGAUGAUUGUUUG
This is a messenger RNA of Porites lobata, 6620 nucleotides long. Lineage: Eukaryota; Metazoa; Cnidaria; Anthozoa; Scleractinia; Poritidae. The record is from the annotation of a GenBank genome assembly.